Molecule: messenger RNA, 3260 nt
Organism: Callorhinchus milii (elephant shark)
Lineage: Eukaryota; Metazoa; Chordata; Chondrichthyes; Chimaeriformes; Callorhinchidae
Gene: gucy2g
Product: guanylate cyclase 2g
Exons: 22
Coding region: 1-3222 (1073 amino acids)
Biological process (GO): receptor guanylyl cyclase signaling pathway; protein phosphorylation; intracellular signal transduction
Cellular component (GO): membrane
Molecular function (GO): peptide receptor activity; ATP binding; guanylate cyclase activity
Source: RefSeq, a predicted model, not a curated record
AUGGUGGCAAAACCCAUUCUGCUGCUCGCCUUUUUCUUUUCCUGCUCCGACUGUCUUGAGAACUCAACGCUUUUGUUGGGAUUUCAGACUCCCAGAAAUUUCUCCUUCCCUUUUAGUGCCUUGAGACUGGGAUCAGCCAUCCAGCUCGCCAUUGAAAAGGUGAAUUCCAACGCCUCUCUCUUGAUCAAUUACACACUAGGGUUUGUCUAUGACGAUACUCAGUGUGACCCCAAGAUAUCGCUAAGCGCAUUCAUCAGCCAGGUCCAGGAUGACAAUGUCUCAGCUAUUUUUGGACCAGCCUGCCCCAAGGUGGCAGAGAUCAUAGGUCUGCUGGCCUCUCAAUGGAACAUCCCUAUGUUUGGAUUUGUGGGCCAGACAUCUAAAUUAGGUGAUGACCUUGUCUAUGACACCCAAGUGAUACUGGUGUCCCCCAUCCAGAGGAUGGCCAUUGUCCUUGAGAAAACGCUGGAGUUUUUCGCCUGGAGAUACGUAGCCUUGUUCGGAGGAUCUCCCAGUGGCUCUAUUUGGGAUGAAACGGACGACCUCUGGGAAGCGGUCGAAAGCCAGCUCGAAGCCAAAUUCAUCAUUACAGCUCAAGCCAAAUACGACACAAGCAACUCAAGCCUUCACAGGGACAAUCUCAAGCACAUAGCCAGUCUCGCUAGAAUUAUCAUUUUGAUUUGUACUUCUCAAGCUUCAAGAUCCAUCAUGCUGGAAGCUGAGCAUCUUGGCAUGACUGGGGGAAAGUAUGUGUUCUUUAUACUGCAACAGUUUAUGAUCAGUGAUGACGUGGUUGGGACGGAUACAAGUCACUUGAAUGCGUAUGAAUCAACGUUUCUGAUUGGGCUGCCUGUCAACAGGGGACGCAAUUACCAAGACUUUGUACAAAAGGUUUAUCAGCGAUUGAAAGGACCGCCCUUCUACAGUCAUCUGACUUCAGAGAAAGAGGUGAGCGAUUAUUCAAUUUAUCUUCAUGAUGCAGUGAUGCUGUACGCCAUUACUGCGCACAAAAUGAUAAUGGCAGGAAAGAACCCUCGGGACGGAAGAGCUCUUAUUAAGAGCUUGAAAGGUUACAAUAGAACCCAAUUUUAUGGUGCAAUUGGUCUGGUGGAUAUUGAUAAUUCUGGAGAAAGGUCUAUGGAUUAUUCUGUAUACGACCUGCAGCAGGACGGAAACGAGACAAAAUUUGUUCCUGUGCUUUAUUACAACAGCUACAAUCAAUCAGUAAGGUCCACAGGUCAAUUUGCUCACAUAUCGUGGCCAGCUGGCACUCCUUUUAAAGACAGACCCAAUUGUGGAUUUCACAAUGAGCUUUGCAAAAGCAGCUCCACAAGUGGCUUGGUUCUGAGUUUAGUGGUUGCCUUCCUGGUGACUGCUUUGGCUGCCGGUGUGUUCGUUGCUGUCUUAAUGGCACAGAAAUGUAAAUUGCAAAAUCAACUUCAGGACAUGUGGUGGAAAAUAAACUUCGAAGAUAUCAUCAUCCUGGAGGAGACCAAGGUUCAUUUUGGCACAUCAUCUGUUUGUACCCCUAAAACCAUGAUAUCGAGCCAUUCGAGUUCCAGUCUCAGGGAUAAGCAAGAAAAUGUGGCAAUGGAUACCUUAGUUGGGCUUUAUCAGGGGAACCAAGUUGCAAUUAAGUACCUCGACACUACGAGCUCUCCAGAUGUGAAGAAACUAUCAAUCCGUCAAGAGCUGGACAUGAUGCGAAAUCUAAAGCACGAAAAUAUAAUUAGCUUCUUUGGUGUCUGUAUCGAGCCACCAAAUAUAUGCAUCAUUACACAAUAUUGCAAAAAGGGAAGUUUGAAGGAUGUCCUGAAAACCAGAAAGUUUGACCUGGACUGGAUCUUGAAGCUCUCCCUCGCUUAUGACAUAGUAAAUGGAAUGAUGUUUCUGCAUAACAGCCCUCUAAAAUCUCACGGUAACUUAAAACCCAAGAGCUGCCUGAUAGAUAGUCGGAUGCAAGUGAAAAUAGCAGAAUUCGGCUUGUGGGAGUUUCGCUUUGGAACAAAAAGGAAAGUAAUCACUGGAGAAAACAUGGCAUUUGAAGAGCUGUACUGGACCGCUCCAGAACUGUUGUGGCUUAAUGACUACCCACUCAAUGGUACACAGAAAGGAGACGUUUAUAGUUUUGCUAUCAUCAUGAAGGAGCUAUUGUACGAUGGUGAACAGGGGCCUUAUCAUGACUUACAUAUGGACCCAGAGGAAAUCAUUUAUAAAAUUAAAAACCCUGGUUCAGGGACACCAACGAGACCCACAUUGCCUGCAGAAGCAAGUAACAAGAAUAUAAUGGCCUUGCUGACGUCGUGCUGGGAUGAACGUCCAGAGAGAAGGCCGAACUUCCGCUCAAUCAAACAAGCAUUGCAACAGAGCACUCCUGAGGGUAAAUCCAGCGUUCUGGACAACAUGGUGAACAAACUGGAAAGAUGCGCAAAUCAUCUGGAAGAAGUGGUCGAAGAGAGAACAAACCAACUGAUGGUGGAGAAGAGAAGGACAGACAAGCUUCUGUCGAGCAUGUUGCCCAGUUUCAUUUCAGAGCAGCUCAUACAAGGCAAAUGUGUGGAGCCAGAAUCGUUCGAAUCCGUCACUGUAUUCUUCUCAGAUAUAGUUGGCUUUACAAGCAUCUGUUCCAUCAGCACUCCAUUGGAGGUUGUGGGCCUGCUCAAUGAUCUGUACAGUUUAUUUGAUGACAUUAUCAAUUCGUAUGAUGUGUACAAGGUUGAAACAAUAGGAGACGCUUACAUGGUAGUAAGCGGAAUGCCCAUCUGCAAUGGAAUAAGACACGCUGGUGAAAUUGGUACCAUGGCUUUGCAUUUCCUCAGUGCCAUUACAAGCUUCGAAUUAAAGUGGAUGAACGAACAGCUCAGGCUGCGUAUAGGCAUCAAUACAGGCCCAGUGGUUGCCGGAGUUGUCGGAACAUCUAUGCCAAGAUACUGCCUGUUUGGAGACACUGUCAACGUAGCCUCGAGGAUGGAGAGUAACGGUUUGCCCCUGAAAAUACACGUAUCAGAGAGCACUGCUCAGCUACUAAAAGCUCUGGGAGGAUAUGAACUGAUGAAACGAGGAAUCAUUGAAUUGAAGGGCAAAGAAAAGCAAACAACGUACUGGCUUAGAAACAAGGAGGGGUUGAAUAUGCCUCUGCCUGAUUUCGAUCUUGAUUUGGUUGACGAUUGUGAAGAUUCACCGAAGGCUGAACAGUCUUGUUCGGAUUCGAAACCGCUGUAAAUUGUUUUAAUUUGUGCAUCAAUGUCACUGCCGCCCAC